ACACGUGUUGACAUUCAACAUUGUUGUCAUUCAUUGUGCAGAAGAGAAGAAAAUUUAAUAAUUUAAUUUAAAAUAACUAAAGAAUAACAUUUGUUAACAUAAAAAAAUGGGUCGUAAAAAUAAAUCUAAUCCUUUUGCUGCCAAAAAACGUCAAAAGCGCCAAAAUGCCGAAGAAGGGAAGCCGGAACGCCGUGCAGAACCCUAUCCUGAUAUUGUGCGUGAUAACCCUGCAUUUAUUAAAUACUAUAAUGUACAAAAUAUCUGUGCAGAUGAGCAGGAGUGGGAAAAGUUUUUGUUGGCCAUACGUGACAAUUUACCGGCUACUUUCAGAGUGACCGGUUUUAAAGGGGAAGCUAAGGCCUUAUUGGAUAUUAUACAGACUGAAUUGUUUACUGAAUAUGUUAAGGGUGUAGCAGAGUUACGUGGUAAACCCGUAGAGGAGGUAGAACGUCCUCUUUGUCUUCCAUGGUAUCCCAAUGGAAUGGCCUAUCAAUUAGAUUUGACCCGCAAGGAUAUACGUCGUUCAGAACCCUUGUAUCGUCUGCACAAUUUCCUUAUAAACGAAACAAAUGCUGGUGCUAUAAGUCGUCAAGAAGCUGUGUCUAUGAUACCGCCUCUUGUUUUGGAUGUUAAACCUACAGACAAAGUUUUGGAUAUGUGUGCUGCUCCUGGCUCCAAAACUGCUCAAUUAAUUGAGGCUUUACAUGCCGAACCAGAAAAAUAUAAAAUCCCACCAGGUUUUGUCCUAGCUAAUGAUGUAGAUAAUAAUCGUUGUUAUAUGUUGGUGCAUCAGGCCAAACGUUUGAAUUCUCCCUGUUUUGUGGUGACUAAUCAUGAUAGUGCCUUCUUUCCCAAUUUGUUGAAAACUGAAGCAGAUGGUUCUAAAUCCAUUUUAAAAUUCGAUAAAAUUUUGUGUGAUGUGCCCUGUUCUGGUGACGGAACUUUGCGCAAAAAUCCUGAUAUUUGGUUAAAAUGGAAUCUGGCACAGGCUUAUAAUUUACAUGGCAUACAAUACCGCAUUACUAGAAGAGGUGCUGAAAUGCUUGAGGUAGGCGGUCGUUUGGUUUAUUCCACUUGCUCCUUAAAUCCCAUAGAAAAUGAGGCAGUCUUACAACGCAUUAUUGCUGACUCUAAAGGAGCUCUUGAAAUUGUCGAUGCUUCCCAUUUGGUGCCCGGCUUAAAAUAUAAACCUGGUAUGACAGAAUGGAAAUUGGCUUCCAAAGAAGUAGAUGAAAUCUAUAGCAGUUUUGAAGAGGUACCAGAAAAAUAUCACACUGUCAUUAGACCCAACAUGUUCCCUAUGCCCAAGGAAGAAAUUGAAAAAUUGGGCUUAGAAAAAUGCAUACGUGUAUUGCCACAUUUGCAAGAUUCUGGUGGUUUCUUUGUAGCUGUUUUACACAAAAAGUCUCAAUUGCCUUUCGAGAAAAAUGAUGUUAAAGAUUUGUUAGAAAAACCAAAACCAGAAGUUAAAUUAGACGAAAAUGGCCAACCCAUUGAGGAAAAAUCUGUUCCCUGGGGUCCCCAGCGUAAACGUAGACGUCUACAUGGCUAUAAAGAAGAUCCCUACGUAUUCUUUGAAGAAAAUGAUGCUGACUGGGAAGAAAUUAAACAAUUUUAUGAUUUAGAUGAUUCGCUAAACAAACGUUGUUUACUUACCAGAUGCAUAACAGAGAAAAAGAAAAAUAUUUAUUAUUGCUCUGAUUUGAUAAGAGAUUUGGUAUUAUUAAAUGAAAAUAAUAUUAAGAUAAUCAAUACUGGAGUUAAAUCCUUUGUACGUUGUGAAAAUCGUCACACCCAACACCCCUUCCGUUUAGCGCAGGAAGGUCUGCAGACUACAAAUGCAUUUGUAGGAGACAGCCGUAGAAUACAAGUUGAAAAGGAAGAUUUAAUAUUGCAACUUAACUGUACAGAUCCUACCAAACCUCCUUCAACAAAUGAACUUAAAGAAGCCACCCAAAAAAGAUGUAAAGAAUUAAGUGUUGGCAGUUGUAUUAUUAAAUAUGUAGAUGAACGUUUUACUUUGUACAUAGUGGGUUGGCGUGGUACUUCCAGUCUUCGUGCUUAUGUCGACAGCAAUGAAACUUUACAUAUUUUACGUUUAUUGGGCGCUGAUCUUAGUAAAUUUGAGGUUAAUAAAUAUGAAAAGGCUAGAGAAGCAGCAGCUGCUUUAGCAGAAGCUUCUGCUUUAACAGCUGCUGCAGCUGAAGACACUUUAAAAGAGGUCGAACAAAAUAUGACCCCCAUGGAAACAAAUGAAACUGAAGAAAACGCAACAAAUGAAUAAGUAAAGUUUAUAUUUUAUUUUUAAUAUAAAUGAAUGUAGUGUGUACAUUUAGAAGGUCGUAAGAUAAUAUACAUAAUUUCAAAAGUUUUGACUCCAAACCAAA
Lucilia cuprina (Australian sheep blowfly) is the source of this 2387-nucleotide messenger RNA. RefSeq names its product tRNA (cytosine(34)-C(5))-methyltransferase (gene Nsun2). Gene Ontology annotation, biological process: tRNA methylation. Bases 107 to 2284 code for a protein of 725 amino acids. The record is from RefSeq and is a predicted model, not a curated record. Gene Ontology annotation, molecular function: tRNA binding; tRNA (cytidine-N5)-methyltransferase activity. Lineage: Eukaryota; Metazoa; Arthropoda; Insecta; Diptera; Calliphoridae. The transcript has 7 exons. Gene Ontology annotation, cellular component: nucleus; cytoplasm.